Aedes albopictus (Asian tiger mosquito) is the source of this 362-nucleotide messenger RNA. RefSeq names its product COX assembly mitochondrial protein 2 homolog. The record is from RefSeq and is a predicted model, not a curated record. The coding region runs from base 99 to 362 and encodes 87 amino acids. The transcript has 3 exons. Gene Ontology annotation, cellular component: mitochondrion. Lineage: Eukaryota; Metazoa; Arthropoda; Insecta; Diptera; Culicidae.
UCUACUUCUUCUCUCCCGCCGCAAAGUAUCGGCAAGAAUCGUAUGCGAGGCUCAGCGAGAGAACUAUACUUCUUUGUGCUUAGUAUACUAACCAAGUAAUGCAUUCGGAUUUAUCGCCACAUCUGCAUACACCCGAGUGCAAUCGGUUGAUUGACCUGCUGAAGAAGUGCCACGAAGAGAACAAAUACGCCAAAUUCCUUGGAGUGUGCAACGAUUUCGAUCAUAAGGUCGUUGCGUGCCUGCGGGAGGAGCGAAAGGAACGGAGCCGACUAAACCGGGAGCGGUCUGUGGAGAAGCAAAGGCUCGUACAAGAGCGCAUGAAGCAGUUCGACAAAGAGGAAAAAUCUCGGAGUUCGGCGUAG